CCGCCCCUCCCCAGACCCCAGGCCCCUAACCCAACGCCAGGCUGUGCUGUGACCUGUCUCGCGACGCGAUUCAUCCCUGUCGAAUCCAUGCGGGCGAUUGGAGUGGAGAGUGUGGGCAUCAGCACGGCGUGGGUCUCUCAGGCUGGACUAUCAUCGCACCGUGCCGUACUGGACACGGAUGCUUGCCCCCCAGACCAGAGUGCGAGUGCACUGACUACCAAGGCACUAUGCCGUCCCUUCCACAUGCCCUGCCUGGUGUACACAGUGCAGCAGCCAGCAGCGUCCAUCACUCUGAUCCAAUCCGCUUCCCUCUUUCUCUCCUUCUCCCUCUGGUCACCCUUGCCCCUAUUCACCCAGUGCGGAGGAGACACUCCCUUGAUCUCACUGCCCCUUGAUUUCACCGCCCCUUCAUCCCAUUACCCCAUGAUCCCACCACCCCAUCACCCCUUUAACCCAUCCCCCAUCAUCCCAUCUUCUCCCCACCAUGCCCUUGCAUUGGCUCUGGGCUCUCGCAGCGAUGGUUG
Messenger RNA from Closterium sp. Naga37s-1, 524 nucleotides. The record is from the annotation of a GenBank genome assembly. Lineage: Eukaryota; Viridiplantae; Streptophyta; Zygnematophyceae; Desmidiales; Closteriaceae.